AUGAUGGCUGCCUUCGGAAUCCUCAGCUACGAACACCGGCCGCUUAAGCGGCCCCGGCUCGGGCCACCGGACGUCUAUCCGCAAGAUCCCAAGCAGAAGGAGGAUGAGCUGACUGCAUUGAAUGUGAAACAAGGAUUUAAUAACCAGCCAGCUGUGUCUGGUGAUGAACAUGGCAGUGCCAAAAAUGUCAACUUCAACCCCUCUAAGAUCAGUUCAAACUUUAGCAACAUCAUCGCCGAGAAACUGCGCUACAACACCUUUCCCGACACGGGCAAGCGCAAGCCGCAGGUCAACCAGAAGGAUAAUUUCUGGCUGGUCACAGCAAGAUCGCAGAGCUCAGUUAAUAACUGGUUCACGGAUUUAGCUGGCACAAAACCACUAACACAAUUGGCCAAAAAGGUGCCAAUUUUCAGCAAGAAGGAGGAGGUUUUCGGGUACUUGGCCAAGUACUUGGUCCCUGUCAUGCGCUCAGCAUGGAUGAUCAAGAUGACUUGCGCUUAUCACGCGGCCAUUACAGAAACGAAAGUCAAAAAGAGACACGUGAUUGAUCCUUGUAUAGAAUGGACCCAAAUCAUAACGAAAUAUCUGUGGGAGCAGCUACAGAAGGUGGCUGAGUUCUACCGACAGUUCCCCAGUCAAGGUUGCAGCUCACCUCUCCCAGCCACUCCUGCUGAUGUGGAAACGGCCAUCAAGCAGUGGGAGUACAACGAAAAGCUAGCCAUGUUCAUGUUUCAAGACGGAAUGCUGGACCGACAUGAGUUUCUUACAUGGGUGCUGGAGUGUUUCGAGAAGGUCCGACCUGGCGAGGAUGAGCUCCUGAGACUCCUCCUGCCACUUUUACUGCAGUACUCGGGGGAAUUCGUACAGUCGGCCUACUUGUCACGUAGGCUGGCUUACUUCUGCACGCGCCGCCUUAACCUGUUGCUAAGUGACGGCAGCCUUGGUCCUGGUGCGGGCAGUGGCCACCAGGCGCACGGCAUUUUGACACCACAAGGCAACGCCCUGCCCCCGACGCCGACCUCGCAGCCGGCUGGAGGGAACCAGCCCCAGACGCCGUUCACAGACUUCUACAUCUGCCCCCAGCACCGUCCUUUGGUUUUUGGCCUCAGCUGCAUGUUGCAGAGCAUAGUGUUGUGUUGCCCCAGUGCACUGGUGUGGCAUUACUCUCUAACAGACAGCAGAAACAAGACUGGCUCUCCUCUUGACCUUCUGCCCAUUGCACCCUCCAGUUUACCAAUGCCAGGAGGAAACACUGCUUUCACACAGCAGGUCCGUGUAAAGCUGAGAGAGAUCGAGGAGCAAGUGAAGGAGCGAGGUCAAGCAGUGGAAUUCCGCUGGUCAUUUGACAAGUGCCAGGAGACGACAGCAGGAUUCACUAUUGGGAGGGUGCUGCACACCCUGGAGGUUUUGGACAACCACAGCUUCGAGAAGUCUGACUUUAAUAACUCGCUGGACUCCUUGUACAACCGAAUAUUUGGUUCAGGCCAAAGCAAGGACGGCCAUGAGAUGUCGCCAGAUGACGACGCAGUGGUGACCCUGCUUUGUGAAUGGGCUGUGUGCUGUAAGCGGUCAGGUAGACACAGGGCAAUGGUGGUGGCCAAGCUGCUGGAGAAGCGACAGGCUGACAUUGAGGCAGAGCGUUGCGGUGAGUCUGAGGUGGUGGAUGAGAAGGGCUCUGUGUCGUCAGGCUCCCUUUCCACAGCUACGCUUCCAGUCUUUCAGGAUGUUCUGCUUCAGUUCUUAGAUACUCAGGCCCCUACACUAACCGAGCCCGGGAAUGAGAACGAGCGAGUGGAGUUCUCAAACCUGGUACUCCUCUUCUGCGAGCUCAUCCGCCAUGACGUCUUUUCGCACAACAUCUACAUGUGCACACUCAUCUCCCGCGGAGACCUGUCCUCUGACGGCCACAUACCACGCCCGCGCUCCCCCAGUGACGAGCCGUCGGACGACUCUGAUCGCAAAGACCAGGAUGCGGGCAGCAGCAUCAAGAUGGAGGACACCGGCCUGUCAGAGUCCAUGGAAAUCGACCACAAUUCGAGUGCCAAUUUUGAAGAGAUGUUCUCUCCUCCGAUGCACUGUGAGACAAAGGGCAGCCCCUCACCAGAAAAAUCUGUACCUGAGCAGGACUGCAAGAAUACUUGCAAAGACAAGAGCAUGGACCCCGCAUUUCCCCAGCUGUAUGAGCAGCCGCGACACAUUCAAUAUGCCACCCACUUCCCUAUUCCUCAGGAGGAGAAUGCCAGCCAUGAGUGCAACCAGCGGCUCGUGGUCCUAUACGGCGUGGGCAAAUUACGGGACGAGGCCCGGCACACCAUCAAGAAGAUAACCAAAGAUAUCUUGAAGGUGCUCAACCGCAAAAGCACUGCAGAAACAGGGGGCGAGGAGGGACAAAAGAGAAAGAGGAGUAAACCAGAGGCCUUUCCCACUGCCGAAGAUAUCUUCUCAAAGUUCCAGCACCUCUCCCACUUUGACCAGCACCAGGUCACUUCACAGGUGUCCCGAAAUGUGCUGGAACAGAUCACCAGCUUUGCCUUAGGGAUGUCCUAUCACUUGCCUCUAGUCCAGCACAUUCAGUUCAUUUUUGACCUCAUGGAAUACUCCCUCAACAUUAGUGGCCUCGUUGACUUUGCUAUUCAGCUUUUAAACGAGCUUAGCCUGGUAGAAGCCGAACUUCUUCUCAAGUCGUCUAGCCUGGUGGGUAGCUACACCACCAGCCUGUGUCUGUGCAUUGUUGCUGUGCUCAGGAGGUACCACUCCUGCCUCAUACUAAACCCCGAGCAGACGGCGCAGGUUUUCGAUGGGCUGCGCAUCGUGGUAAAGUCAGGUGUAAACCCAGCGGACUGUUGUUCAGCUGAACGUUGCAUCUUGGCCUACCUGUAUGACCUCUACACCUCCUGCAGUCAUCUGAAGAACAAAUUUGGGGAGAUUUUCAGUGAAUUCUGCUCCAAAGUGAAGAACUCCAUCUAUUGCAACAUUGACCCUUCGGACUCCAACAUGCUGUGGGACCCUGUGUUCAUGAUGGAAGCCAUAGCCAACCCGUCAGCGCACAACUUCAACCACUCUAUGGUGGGCAAGAUCCUCAACGACAGCCCGGCCAACCGCUACAGCUUCGUAUGCAACGUGCUCAUGGACGUGUGCGUCGACCACCGGGACCCUGAGAGGGUGAAUGAUAUUGGCAUCCUGUGCGCUGAACUUACUGCAUACUGUCGCUCCCUGAGUGCGGAGUGGCUUGGCAUUCUCAAGGCGCUGUGCUGCUCCUCCAACAACGGCAACUGUGGCUUCAACGACCUGCUUUGUAACGUCGACGUGAGCGAUUUAUCCUUCCAUGAUUCCCUGGCGACCUUUGUUGCCAUCCUCAUAGCAAGACAGUGUCUUCUUCUGGAGGACCUUGUUCGCUGUGUGGCCAUUCCAUCCCUACUCAAUGCGGCCUGCAGCGAGCAAGACUCCGAGCCAGGAGCUAGACUCACCUGCAGGAUUUUGCUGCACCUUUUUAAGACGCCACAGCGCAACCCUGUCCCCCAAGAUGGCAUCAAGUCAGAUAAAUCAUCCGUUGGUAUCCGGUCGUCGUGUGACCGCCAUCUCCUGGCGGCGUCACAGAACAGUAUCGUCGUGGGAGCCGUUUUUGCUGUGCUCAAAGCUGUCUUCAUGUUAGGUGACGCCGAGCUAAGGGGCUCGGGACUGUCCCAUUCGGCUGGCCUUGAUGAUUUAUCGGAGGGCCGCAAUGUCUCCAUAGAGACAGCAAGCUUAGAUGUGUAUGCAAAAUAUGUUCUGAAAACCAUCUGCCAGCAGGAGUGGGUGGGAGAGCGCUGCCUCAAGUCUCUGUCAGAGGACAGCAGUGCCCUCCAGGACCCAGUCCUGGUAAACAUUCAGGCCCAAAGGCUGCUGCAGCUCAUUUGCUACCCUCAUAGACAGCUGGACAGUGACGAUGGCGACAACCCUCAGAGGCAGCGCAUCAAACGCAUCCUACAGAAUAUGGACCAGUGGACAAUGAGACAGUCAUCCCUGGAGCUUCAGCUGAUGAUCAAACAGAGCACAAACAAUGAGCUUUAUUCUCUGUUAGAGAACAUUGCCAAGGCCACGAUCGAGGUGUUUCAGAAAUCAGCUGAGAUGAACUCCAAUAACCCCUCAGGGAAUGGUGCAGCCCUCCAAAGUGGCUCUGCAUCCAACAGCAGUAACACCACCAGCAAGAUGAAACCUAUUUUAAGUUCAUCUGAGCGGUCAGGUGUGUGGCUGGUGGCUCCGUUGAUAGCCAAGCUACCCACCUCAGUUCAGGGUCACGUCCUCAAGGCAGCAGGGGAGGAGCUGGAGAAAGGACAGCACCUUGGUUCAUCAUCGCGAAAGGAGCGGGAUCGCCAGAAGCAGAAAAGUAUGUCAUUGCUGAGCCAGCAACCGUUCCUGUCUUUGGUGCUGACCUGCCUGAAAGGUCAGGAUGAACAGCGCGAGGGUCUUCUCACCUCGCUCUACAGCCAAGUUCAUCAGAUCGUUACUAACUGGAGAGAUGACCAGUACCAGGAUGACUGCAAAGCCAAGCAAAUGAUGCACGAGGCUCUAAAGCUGCGACUCAAUCUUGUGGGCGGCAUGUUCGACACGGUGCAGCGCAGCACCCAGCAAACCACCGAAUGGGCCGUCCUCCUGCUUGACAUCAUCAGCAGCGGAACCGUGGACAUGCAGUCCAAUAACGAACUCUUCACUACCGUACUGGACAUGCUGAGUGUGCUGAUUAAUGGCACGCUGGCCGCUGACAUGUCCAGCAUCUCUCAGGGCAGCAUGGAGGAGAAUAAGAGAGCCUACAUGAAUCUGGUCAAGAAGCUCAGGAAAGAGCUUGGGGAUCGGCAGCUAGAGAGCUUGGAGAAGGUUCGCCAGCUGCUACCACUACCCAAGCAAACACGUGAUGUCAUCACGUGUGAACCUCAGGGCUCACUCAUCGACACCAAGGGUAACAAGAUAGCUGGUUUUGAAAAAGAGGGGCUUCAAGUGUCAACAAAGCAGAAAAUCUCUCCAUGGGACGUUUUUGAGGGACUCAAACAUUCAGCACCUCUCUCGUGGGGAUGGUUCGGUACGGUGCGCAUGGACCGCAAGGUGACCAAGUUCGAGGAGCAACAGCGCUUCCUUCUCUACCACACACAUCUGAAGCCCAAGCCUCGCAGCUACUACCUGGAGCCACUCCCACUGCCACCUGAAGAAGAGGAGCCACUGACACCCAUCUCGCAGGAGCCUGAGAAGAAGAUGAUGGAAGCAGUGAAGCCGGAGAAAAAUGUACCCACCAUGCCUUCGGAUUCCAACAAGAAGAAGUCCAACAAGAAGAAAAAAACUCCAUCGGCAAAGACUGAGGACUGUGUGAACCGCACUUCUGGCAUGAGCUACGGGACAAACAUGCCACCAGAGCUCAUGCAGAAUCACUACAGUAGGCUUCCCUAUGGCCAGCAGGGCAUGGGCAUGUACACACAGAGCCAACUUCUACCUCCUGGAGGGCCCGGUUUAGAUCCACCCUACAGGCCUGCCCGCAACCCACCAAUGAACAAGAUGAUGACAACGCCACGGCCCAACUAUGCGGGCAUGAUGCCCACGAUGCAGGGCAACAUGCCUGGCAUGAUGGGUCUGGAGAAGCAGUAUCAAAUGGUCUACAAGCCUCAGCCUAACAUGCAGCAGAGCCAGAUGUUGCGCCACCAGCUGCAGGUCAGACUGGUGAGUCAGGCUCCACUGACAGGUCAAACUGCUCCUCACCAGAAUCACAGCAUGAUGGGGCAGCAGAUUAGACAAAUGGCACCCAACCAACCGUACACGUCAAUGCAGCCAUCUCAAAACUUAUCUCAGGGCUACACGUCAUACGGCUCACACAUGGGCAUUCAGCCGCACCCGUCCCAAAGUGGUGCCAUUGUGCCCUCGUCCUACGGGACCCAGAAUUUCCAGGGCACCCACCCGGGGACAAACCCGGCCGUGGUGGAUCCUCUGAGGCAAAUGCAGCAGAGGCCCAGUGGUUACGUUCACCAGCAGGCACCAGGAUAUGCACACAAUAUGCAGAAUGCACAGAGGUUUACCCACCAGCCCAUCCAGCAGAAUCCCGUCAUGCACAGUCUUGGUCAAAUGGGAGGCCAGGGAGGCCAUCCGGGCAUGAGGCCCAAUCAGAUGCUGACAGAACAGCAGCAGCAGCAACAACAACAACAGCAACAACAACAGCAACAACAACAACAACAACAGCAGCAGCAGCAGCAACAACAACAACAACAACAACAGCAACAAGCAGCAGCAGCACAGCAACAGCAGCAGCAGUACCACCUCAGACAAGCACUCAGACAGCAGCAGCAAGCCCAACAAGUGCAACAGCAGCAGCAACAAGUCCAGUCCCAGCAGGUCCCUCCACAGCAGCAGGUUCCUCAGCAACAACAGCAGCCGCAACAGCAACCGCAGCAGCAGCAGGUGUCAGGCGUGCCUCCACCAGGGCAGCAACAGAACCAGGGCCUAGGCAUGCAGCCGCUACCGCCACAGCAACCCAUGGUACGACCCAACACAUUCCCCCGUCAGGGCAUGCAGCAGACGCAACAACAGCAGCAGACUGCUGCUCUGGUCAGACAACUCCAACAACAACUCUCAAAUACACAACCCGGGCAGAGCACCAAUUCAUAUUUCUGA
Messenger RNA from Nerophis lumbriciformis (worm pipefish), 6630 nucleotides. The record is from RefSeq and is a predicted model, not a curated record. NCBI's taxonomy places the organism in Eukaryota, Metazoa, Chordata, Actinopteri, Syngnathiformes, Syngnathidae.